Brassica rapa (field mustard) is the source of this 1364-nucleotide messenger RNA. RefSeq lists its product as uncharacterized. The record is from RefSeq and is a predicted model, not a curated record. Lineage: Eukaryota; Viridiplantae; Streptophyta; Magnoliopsida; Brassicales; Brassicaceae.
AAGGUCGCUCACACUAACAAGAAGAUGGGUCAAAUUCAGGACCUCGUGAUCAAAGGUGUCGUUGAUUUGGUGGAAGCUGAAAUAGCAUCUCAAUCUCAGACUCUCUCUGAUGACGGUGAUUCUACGGGAGCUUCAACCAACUUGUCUCUAUUGCAAAUAAAUGAGAUGGUUGAAAAGGCGGUUCCUAAAAGGAAAGGAGGCCGUUUAGUUGGGUUGGCCCGCCGUGCUUCUUCGUAUCCGGCAUCUUCUUCGCAAGCUCUGUAUGCCGAUCCCAUGAUUCUCGAGGAGCUACAUGACAAAGAUGAACGUAUUGGGGCAUUAGAGGAGCAGAACACCACUAUCCUUUCUGAGAAUGCCACUAUCCGUUCAGAGAAUGCCACUAUCCUUGCUGACCUGGCAUCCCAGAAGAAGUUCAACGCCGAGAUAAUGCAGAAGCUAGAUCGUUUGAUGUCUUCGAGUUCUUAGUUUUUUCUGCUUUUUAAAACUUUCUGAAUGUUUUUUUUUUCUAUUUUGUUUUCCAUGAAUUUUAAACUUUCUAAAUGUUUUUUUUCUAUUUCGGUUUGUAUGAAUUUAAAUUUUAUAAUAUUAUUGGUUUUAAAUUUCAGAUUUUAUUUAUUUAUUAAUUAAUUUUUAAUAUAAAAAAAAUAUAAAAAUGCAAAAUUAAUUCGUAUUUAAAAUUGAUAUAUUCCGACGAAUUGAGGGCGUCGGACUGUACGGACGAACGAUGUCCUCGGAAAAUACCGACGGACAAUGGUUCGUCGGAAUUUUCCGAGGAACCUUUGUCCGUCGGUAUUUUCCGACGAACCGUUGUCCGUCGGUAUUUUCCGAGGACUUCGUUCGUCGGUAUUUUCGGACGAACCGUAGUCCGUCGGUAUAUAGUUUUUCCGAUGAACUCUGGUCUCGUGUGUCCGCAUCGGAAUAUCGUCGGAAGUUCGUCAGAAUGACGUUUUUUGGUAUUCGUCAGAAAGUUGUCGGAAGGUCUGAAGAAAUUCCGACGAAUCCUUUUUUCCAACGAAAUGAUACCGACGAACUGGUUCGUCAGAAAUUCGUCAGAAUCGGUCUAUUCCGACGAAUUUCUGACGGUUUCGGCCAUCAGAAUCCCCCUGUUUUCUUGUAGUGGGAGACCUUCUCUAACGAAUAUCAACCCUCCAUAUAUGCUAUUAACGCCACUGACUAAGAUCAAGGUCGUAAGGGGGAAAAAGGAAUGAUUAUGAGCUUCAGAAGCAUGUUCCACAUUUCAAGUAGAGACAAAAAGAAAAAGCCAUUAUAACAAUAUAGGCUCGUUUGAAGCGUGUUUAAUUAACUAUUUCCUAAUUAGUACGCGUUGACGGAGAUCAAUUUGUAAUCUUUAUCCAGAUUGUAAG